Molecule: messenger RNA, 938 nt
Organism: Vespula pensylvanica (western yellowjacket)
Lineage: Eukaryota; Metazoa; Arthropoda; Insecta; Hymenoptera; Vespidae
Product: protein shisa-5-like
Exons: 5
Coding region: 295-837 (180 amino acids)
Source: RefSeq, a predicted model, not a curated record
CGUUGCCGUUGCUGGCAGCCGAAGUUGAACUUUCGCGUAUAUCGCAUGUCGUCGACGAUUGCGCGCGAGUUUUGUCCCUUGUCUCGUUACAGUCGGUGGUCGAACUUGAUUCUGGUGUCAGCAACGCGCGUGUCUCUCGUUUUCCUUGUGUUUUGUCCUGGGUCGCUUGUAUAUAUAUAUAUAUAAAAGGACAUAGUCAUCGAAGAGCAAAGUUUUUUUUUGGAUUGUUUCGGAACGUCGUUUGGAGUGCAGUUCGAGUAAUUAUAUAAAAAAAAAAAAAAAAAAAAUAACAAAAUGUCGUACGCUAUCAUACUCUUAACGAUCUCGUGUCUCUGUACCGGCUUUGCAGUAGGGAUGGAAUGUACUUAUAAAGAGUCAAAAAAUGUUUUCGAGAAAAUGAUAACAAGCUGCCCCGUAUUAUGGGGUGAUUCUAGUAAAUCAUAUUGUUGUUAUGAUUUAACAAAUGAAAAUUUUUACUGUUGUACUAAAGAAGAAUUUGCUAUGACAAUGGGACUCGGAAUCAUCGUACCUGUGGUUAUCGCUGCUGGUAUUAUUAUAUCAUUAAUAGUUUGCUGCAUUUCUUGUUUAUGCUGCAGCUGCUGCCCAUGGUAUCGUCGACGCCAUCGCGGCACCGUUUAUGGCAAAGUACAAACACCAAGUGUUGUUCAAGUGAUACAAACUUCAACAAAUCCUCCGUCUAAUUAUGCCAAUCAAACAGAGCAAAAUCAUUAUACACCAUAUCCAACUAAUGUUGGAGGAACGCCACAACCACUACCAGCAUAUACGAUCGAACCUUAUGCCCGGCAGGCACCAUAUAAUCCCGGAUAUGUACAAUAAUACCAAAAACACCAGUUUAAUCUAUAUGUGAAUACGUUUAGUAUAACUUCGAUCAAUUUGUUACCUUCAAUGUCAAUAAUACAAAAUACGGUUAAAAAGAA